GGUGUCCCGGCUCCCCCCGCCCCUCGCCGCCCCCUCGCCCGGCCCUGCCGGCGGUCCCGGGGCUGCUGCCAUGGAGCUGCCGGCCGUCAGCCUCAAGGCUAUCAUUCUGGUACAUUGGCUGCUCACAGUGUGGGGAUGCAUGAAUUACAUGUUGCCACUCUCCUAUGCCUGGGGAAAUUUCAGUGUCCUUGCAGUGGGGAUCUGGGCCAUUGUGCAGCGAGAUUCUCUUGAUGCCAUAACGAUGUUCCUGACUGGCCUGCUGCUCACAGUCCUCACAGACAUCAUUCACAUCUCUAUCUUCUACCCUUCCCACGACCUCCUCAGUGAUGCGAAGCGUUUCAGUAUAGGCAUGGCCAUCUUCAGCCUCCUCCUCAAACCCGGGUCCUGCUACUUGGUGUAUCGGAUGUAUCGGGAGCGUGGAGGAGAGUACACCUUGAACAUAGGUGUCACCAGUGCAGGCCGGGACAGCAGCACCUAUGAGCCCAUUGAUCAGCCAGAUGCUCCUCCACAGUGGCCUUCCUCAAGCAAGGCAGCCCAGCCACCAUACUGAGGCACCCUGCAGCCAGGACAGACACUGCCCUUGCCCAGCCGAGCCUUCCACUCUUCCCACUGAGCAGCACCUGCUACUGGGAAAAUAAGAGAAGAUCUGAUAUUUCUUUUGCCUACAUAAAGGUUAGGCAGAUGGGUUCUGCAGUAAGUCCAGAAGAUCUUGGAGGUGUCAUGUUAAGCACUGUGUAAUCCCAGUACUCUCCUUUCUUCCCUCCCCCUAAAUCCCUCCUCUGUACAUGUGACUGGAUGCACGUUCUGCAGUCUUCCAGUCUUCCAUUGUGCUUCCUCUUCUUUAUAAGAGAACCACUCAAAGUACUCCUGGACAAGCAAUCUUUAAAAGGCUUAUGGACUGCCCUAAAGCAAUACAGUACAGCCUGAUUUUAUGCAGCUAUAUUUCCAGGAAACACCUGGGAGUUCCCAAGAGCUGUUUUUGAUGGCAUUAUUUAACUUCUUGUGCUCCCAGUAUCUGGUAUUGGGUUUUAUUAAAUGAUGCUUUUAUGCAAGUUGAAUGUCCUUCAGGAUACUUAAAAUGACUGUUGAAUGUUGAUUACAGAUCCUUUGUGCCUUGAAAUAUGCUUUUGCCUUAAGCUGCUUGUCUUAACAGAACUUGAAAUGUUAGACUUUUCUAAGAAAACUAUAAAAUCAACACAGUUUUUCUGUGUUAGAAAAAGUUA
Molecule: messenger RNA, 1223 nt
Organism: Haemorhous mexicanus (house finch)
Lineage: Eukaryota; Metazoa; Chordata; Aves; Passeriformes; Fringillidae
Gene: AGTRAP
Product: angiotensin II receptor associated protein
Exons: 5
Coding region: 71-550 (159 amino acids)
Biological process (GO): regulation of blood pressure; angiotensin-activated signaling pathway
Cellular component (GO): plasma membrane
Source: RefSeq, a predicted model, not a curated record